Nymphaea colorata (pocket water lily) is the source of this 1600-nucleotide messenger RNA. RefSeq lists its product as uncharacterized. The record is from RefSeq and is a predicted model, not a curated record. Bases 183 to 1454 code for a protein of 423 amino acids. The transcript has a single exon. Lineage: Eukaryota; Viridiplantae; Streptophyta; Magnoliopsida; Nymphaeales; Nymphaeaceae.
GUGGGCGGCUCCACGCUCCCAACCAUCAGAAAACCCUAAACGGGGUUCGUUGUGGCCCUCUUUCCGUCCGGCCGUCUAAGAAUAUUCCGACCAGUCGUCUCCCUCUCCGGUUUCCGUUCUAUGAGAGCGAGCCUCCAUCUUCCGGUCGCCGACACGCUGCCAACUCAACCCGUCGGAUCGUGAUGAUGAUGGCUUCGGCGUGCGUGGACACCAUAGGGGUGACGCCGGAGAGCUUCCUCGACCUCCCGCCUUAUCCCUCUUACGGCUGGCUCAGCCCCCGUAUCUCCUUCAGUCGAGACUUCGACGGCGAUGGGACGCAGUCUUCCAUCGACUCACCGGCCAAGAAGCUGCCAGAAAAUCCGGAUCUGGAGAUGUCGCCGGAGAAGGAUUUCGAGUUCAGGCUCGAGGAUCCUGUGGCAAUGCUUCCGGCUGACGAGCUUUUCUCCGAUGGGAAGCUCAUGCCACUACAGGCGCCGCGUCCAGUAGUGUCGAUGCCGACGUCCUCCACAGCGCCUGCUUGGCCGAUCCGAGAACCUGCGAUGCCGAAGAAACUUCGCCGGGGAUCGGACAUCGGCGUGCCAGAGUUCUGCGCCAUCUCGCCCAAGGCUCCGAGGUGCUCCAGCCGGUGGAGGGAGCUGCUCGGCCUGAAACGGCAACAGAGCGCGAAGCCCGCUGAAGCUGCGUCUUCUUCGCAGAUCUCUGUCACGGCAGCAUCGUCGUCUAUGACGAAGGCUCCGAGGUCACUGAAGCAGUUCCUGCGGGGCGGAUCGGAUCCGAAGUCCUGCACCACCGAUGCUUCUUCCCUGAGUCUUCCUCUCCUCUCUGCCGCUUCACCAGUAAGCGACUCGGAAAUCGAAUCGGUCUCGGCCUCGGUUGCGUCUUCCCGCUUCUCCCUCUCCUCGAGCUCGUCGUCGUGCCCGGAGCACGAGGAGCCACCGAGGUUUUCUCUUGACUCGGAUAAGCCGGGACAGAAUCCUAAUCCUAACGGAACCACCGUCCCUAGCUGCAGUUUAGACAACCGUACGCCUCCCAGGGUAAGGGUGAGCUCUAAUGGUAACCCCAAUAUCGUUGCCAGUGCCAGGGCUCGCGUCGGGCGGAGUCCGAUCCGCCGUGCGCCGGAACCAGGCAGCGUGCCGCCUCGCGGCCUUUCAGUGGAUAGCCCGAGGAUGAAUUCGUCUGGCAAGAUCGUGUUCCAAGGUCUGGAGCGGAGCUCGAGCAGCCCGAGUACCUUCAAUGGCGGGCCGAGGAACAUGAGAGAUCCGUACUACAGGCACAGGGAUAGCUGGAAGGGAAUGGAGAGGUCGUACUCCGCGAACGUCCGGGUCACGCCGAUCCUGAACGUUCCCGUUUGUUCAUUGAGGGCAUCGGGGUCGAAAGGGACGAUCUUUGGCUUGUUUUCUCAGCAGAGGAAAGACCCGGCGAGGUCAAAUAAAGGUAGGAGUGAUAGGGUUUGAGACGGGCAAUUGUUUGUAGGUCGGUAAAUUGCAUUUUCUUCUGACCCAUUAAUCCUUGGAGAUUCCUCGCUUUUCCUUUGUUAGUUUUGACAAGUUUUGCAUGUAAAUAUAAGUCUUUUCUAAAUAUAUGAUGCUCUUUAACGAUU